This is a messenger RNA of Pelagomonas calceolata, 2767 nucleotides long. NCBI's taxonomy places the organism in Eukaryota, Pelagophyceae, Pelagomonadales, Pelagomonadaceae. The record is from the annotation of a GenBank genome assembly.
CUGGGCUCCGCGUUCUGCGCUCGCCCGGGGACGUCGCAUUUUAAAAGCUCAGCACUGUGCUGCGCGGGCGUUCCUUGCCCAACACAGCUAAAGAGUAGGAUGUCACUUCGCGGCCGCUGGGAGUCCCUGCGGCUCGACGCCGAUGCCGUCCUCAGUAGAGCAGGACCGGCCUUCACAAAAUGGGCGCGGGCGGCCGGCCCGCGCCUCGCACAGACAGCGCAUGACUGGGGUCCGCGCCUCGAGCGGAUGGGCUGGGCCCUCGUCGAGCUCACGGCCGGGCCGAAGCGAGCGAUGAGACAGCUCGCGCUCGCUGUAUGUCUACAGUGCGGCGUCGUCGCCUGGCACGUUUUAAGAAAGGGACGAACCAGCCGACGCAGCAAAGAGGAACAAUCACUAAUAGACGCUUUGGCCCGCGCGCCCACCCAGGACGCGUGGGGCCGGGCCGCGGCGGCGCUCGACGCGGCCGACGGGAGCGACGCCUGGCGCGCUAGAGGUGGCAGUGGCGAGAAGCUGUUGGAUUCCAAAAGAUUGGCCGAGGCGACGCAAAGGCUAGCGCAGAUCCCGCGGGGGCGACGGGGCGGAGUGCAUGGCGCGAUGUACGCGUUGCGGGGCGGCGCUUUACUAUCAAGGGGCGCUCAUGGGUUGUUAGAACCGCGGCUUCACGCAAGAGCGCGAGCCGGCGGCCCCGCGCUGGUGGAGGCUUAUUUAACGGCGGCCACGGCGGCGCUCGAAUACGUCGCUACAGCCCAGGACCCGACGGUGCCCAUUGAUGCUCGUUUAGCUUUUUUUAAUGAGUGCCGGCACGCGCACGGUCGGACGGCAUUGUUGUUGUCGGGUGGCGCGGGCAUGGGGAUCUAUCACUUGGGUGUUGUGCACGCGUUGAGACGGGCCGGGUUGUUGCCGAGAGUCGUCUCGGGCGCGUCCGCUGGUUCUAUUGUGGCCUCGUUGCUAUGCUGUCGCGACGAUAAGGAGAUCGAGGAGUUGUAUGACGCCGUAAAGAGGCAAAGGGGCAGGAAUCUUGAUGACGAGGCUAUUGAUGAACUCGCAAGUGAUAAGGUCGCGGUGUACUUCGGCGAGGCGCAUCCUACCGUGAAUUUGCCACGAACGACCUCACGAGAGACAUUUCGCAAAUUAGAACAGAAAGCUCAUACAGUAUACCGAUUGGAUUUCUUCCGCUGGCGGUCGGCAGCAUCUUUAAGGGAUGACCUGCUAGCUGGUUUGAGAGGCAGACGCUUGCGAGAGCCGGCGGUCAUGAACGGCGACCACCUCGCGGAAGUGAUCCGAGCGGACGUCGGUGGUGACGUCACGUUCCAGGAGGCGUUCGACAAAACGGUGCUGAGUCAGCGUAGAAAAUGAACUUGAACCUGACGUGAUCGCGGCGAUGGUGUCUUCAUGAGACUGCACCGCCUCGACGUCGUCGACGCGGCCGCCAGAGCGCCCACGCGCCUCGUGAGAGAGUUCGCGGUCGUUUCGCGACGGUGCCGUUCCCACACAGGGGCGGAUCCUAAACAUCCCCGUGAAAGCUAUCGACCAGAUCGACGACACGCGGAAGGUGCACGUCAGGAUGCUCAAUUACUUGACGGCUCCUCAUGUGGUGGUCUGGUCCGCUAGUCGGGCGUCGUGCUCCGUGCCGGGUGUCUAUGCUCCGUUUCCCUUACUAGCGCGGGAUCCGGACGGUUCUUUGAGGUACGAGGGCCAGGAUAGUCACGACGAUCAUUUCGAACCGACGCUGUAUGUGGACGGGAGCAUGGGUGCCGACUUACCCAUAGAAACGAUGAAGGCCAUGUUUAACUGCGACCACUUCAUCUGUUCGCAAGUCAAUGCGCAUGCCGCGAUUCUGGGUGAUUCAGCUUUGAGAUUGACUGGUGCGGAGGCUCCUGGUGUUCUGGAGGACCGAGUGUCGUUGAGGACGUGCCGAGAGACCCCAGGCGUCGAGGACGCCGCGUUGGCUGGUCUGGCCUUCCUAAAGCACCAGUUGAAAGCGUGGGUGGCCGCCGGCGCUAGGUUUUGUGCUACAUUGCAAUUAGGUAGAGCGGCCACUGCGAUCGGCGCCGAUUUGAUUCCCUGGCAAUUGGGUGGGUGGGGCCUCGCUCUGUUGACACAACCUUAUGAGGGUAGACCCGAGGACGUGACCAUCGUGCCCUGGGCCGGCCACCUGUCGUUGUUCGGUUCUGUACUCAGUUCAUUGACGAACGCGACCGGAGAUGGUGCUCUGAGACUGGAAGCGGUGCUGGAUGCUGGGGAAAGAAACACGUGGCGGGAGCUGCCCAAGAUCAGAGAUCACUGUGCGGUCGAGGUGGCCCUGGAGACGGGCGUGCAGCGAUUGCGACGAUCUUUGCUCGCGGCGCGCCGUUCGGGAUCGCCGCAGACGGCGUCGUUAGGUCGCACUCCCUCAUUCUACACGUCGCCCUCUCUCCUGCAGCUGAGCGGCCUGAACGUCGUCGAUCCCGCGUUAAACAGAAGCGCCGACCCCGACUCGCCCCCGUCGUCCGGCGAGGACGGCUUCGUCGAGGUGCCGAAGCAGCGGCCGCGGUCCCAGUCCGAAUCCGGGCCCAUCCUCAAGUCCAUGCACAUGGCGAACUUCUACUACCGCCACAGCAACCGGAGCUCGCGGUCGCUGAACAGCCAGCGGUCGGUCUCCGAGCAGUCCUCGCUGGACAACUACUUCUAAGACAAGACUUGUGUGAUUUACUACUACUAUUCCCAUUCCUGCCUCUGCUCGACGGCGUGGAGGUCGACACCGAGCAACGGACACAGAACGAGCCAG